This is a messenger RNA of Orbilia oligospora ATCC 24927, 303 nucleotides long. RefSeq lists its product as uncharacterized. The transcript has a single exon. The record is from RefSeq and is a predicted model, not a curated record. Bases 1 to 303 code for a protein of 100 amino acids. NCBI's taxonomy places the organism in Eukaryota, Fungi, Ascomycota, Orbiliomycetes, Orbiliales, Orbiliaceae.
AUGUCUGUCCUUGGGGGGUUUUCCAAGGCCGAAGUGGGAUGGAUAGAUUGCCUCGAGGGUGUAGCUGGGUUUGGUAAAAAGGGCAAGGUGACUUCGAGGCCUAUAUUUAGGGAACCAUAUACCGGAGGAUUAGUCUAUAAUAGUCGCCUGUUCUUGGGUAUUCGACUGGAGGAGGUGAGGAGGUCGUCGAGAGAUGGUGAUGAGAAUGCGAUCGAGGACGGACGAUGGAGGAUGUGGAGGGAGGAUGAGGCUGGGUAUGUUUCCCGACAGGCUGUUCGCCGGAGCCGCUGUGUUGCGAGAUGA